GUCUGGACCGUCUGGGUUUCGACAAUCCUACUAAUGAAUGUUUUGAAAAGGUACCUCAACUUUUUGCGGAAAAGGUUUUCGCAACCACAAGGCACGAUGGCGGCGGUGACACAGGUGUUCGCAUGCGAUUCUACAUCCAUCGUCUUUUCUUUAGACGACCAGGUAGCGGUCAGCUCACCUGAAACCCUCACAGCCUUGCAUACCGCAGCAUCCUGCCUCAAAGAUCUCUCCCCAGUCGCCUUUCCUACUGAAACCGUUUAUGGGCUGGGUGCUAUUGCUCUAAACGCGACAGCAGCCCUUAAGAUAUUCUCCACAAAAGGCCGGCCAGCUGACAAUCCUCUCAUCGUACAUGUGUCCUCGCGGCGUAUGCUACAAACCUUGCUUCCACAAAAUUAUACGCUCUCGCCUUCUUACGAGUUGCUCAUAGAGCAUUUUUGGCCUGGACCCCUCACGCUACUUUUCCCCUGCGACCAUAGCCUGAUACCCGACAUCAUUACCGCUGGCCAGCCAACUGUCGCAAUCAGAAUGCCAUCACAUCCGGUAGCACGAGCACUCAUUGCUGUUACCGAUGCACCGCUCGCAGCUCCAAGCGCCAACUCCUCCGGAAAACCUAGUCCCACCCGUGCAGAGCACGUGUUGAAUGACUUGAAUGGCAAAAUUACAAUCAUUCUAGACGGUGGCCCAUGUGAAGUUGGUCUAGAAAGUACGGUUGUAGAUGGUCUACAUGAAGACGGAAAUAUCCGCAUCCUGCGACCUGGCGGAAUUACAGUAGAAGACAUUCAACGAGUGCUCAUCAAUGGCUUCUCCGAUACCGACACACCAAUACCCCAGAUCCUCGUCCAUCGUCGUGAUUUUCGUGACGACGCAUUGGAACAGGCACCUACUACACCUGGCAUGAAAUAUCGCCAUUAUUCCCCCUCAGUGCCAGUGACGCUGAUGCGCAUGACCGAUGUUCCCCUUGGAAUAGAACCUCGGAGCCCAUCCGCUUUUCUGGAGGAUCUCAAGCGUUCGAUGCCACAUUCUCCUAACGCUCUUCGCGUGGGGUUAUUGAUGCCUUCGGAUUCUAUUUUGAUGAAAUCUCUUAUCAGCGAUACGACCAUUCAGUGGCAUGAAUUUCCUUUUGGGCUGGUUUCAGAGCCAGCAAUUAUUGCAAGGCGGCUAUUUGAUGGACUGUUGACGUUGGAAAGGGAAGGGGUGGACUUGAUCUUAGUGGAAGAAGUUCCAGAAGAAAACGAGGGCCUGGCAAUCAUGAACCGGGUCAAGAAAGCAGCUGGGAGCUCGCAAUGGAUUGCUAUUCCCUAGAAAUCGCAUGAAUGUGGCUGCGUUUACAUUAUAAUUUUAAUGAAACUAGAGAUGUAAUCAUAAGGCUGGGCAGCGCGUUUCAUUAUCCAUCAAUCGACAUCGCAAGCAUGACUUGUGACCUUAUCUCAAUUGACAUGCACCAUGCGGUAACGCCGACGAUAAUUGGUUGGCCUUACACAGAAACGGAUGUUGUCGAUGUUCACGGGAGGAGAUCGGC
Molecule: messenger RNA, 1519 nt
Organism: Suillus discolor
Lineage: Eukaryota; Fungi; Basidiomycota; Agaricomycetes; Boletales; Suillaceae
Product: DHBP synthase RibB-like alpha/beta domain-containing protein
Exons: 3
Coding region: 34-1302 (422 amino acids)
Biological process (GO): regulation of translational fidelity
Cellular component (GO): cytoplasm
Molecular function (GO): double-stranded RNA binding; nucleotidyltransferase activity; tRNA binding
Source: RefSeq, a predicted model, not a curated record